Helobdella robusta is the source of this 720-nucleotide messenger RNA. RefSeq lists its product as hypothetical. The transcript is spliced from 4 exons. Gene Ontology annotation, molecular function: transmembrane transporter activity. Gene Ontology annotation, biological process: transmembrane transport. Gene Ontology annotation, cellular component: membrane. The coding region runs from base 1 to 720 and encodes 239 amino acids. The record is from RefSeq and is a predicted model, not a curated record. NCBI's taxonomy places the organism in Eukaryota, Metazoa, Annelida, Clitellata, Rhynchobdellida, Glossiphoniidae.
AUGGGUUAUUUGGAAUGGCUGGACAUAUGCAUCAUUGUUGCUUAUUUUGUGGCCAUUCUUUCAGUUGGACUACUGGCAACUUACUAUGCAAACAAAAACAGUUCGCUCGGAUUUUUCUUGGCCGGCAAGUCAAUGACAUUUAUCCCAUUAGCGGGUUCCAUAUUUGCCAGCAACAUGGGGGCUCCGAACGUGGUGGGUCUCAGCGGGUCAGCUGCUGCUUCAGGGUUUGCUCCCGUCAUGUUUGAGUGGCAAGUCAAAAACGUCCAAAGGACCUUGAAUGAAGCCAGUGAAAUAAAAGAAAGAGAAAGGAAUUUAGUGAUUUUCAACUUGCCAGAGAAAGAAAAUCAAAACGAUCGUGAACUUGUGAUGAAGAUAUUCAAGCACAUUUCAAAAGACAUGUCAGAUAAUGGUAUUGAGAAGGUCUUUAGAUUGGGUAAAAAGAAUGAAUCGGUGAUUCGUCCGGUCUUGAUAAAGUUAGAUAGUCUAGGUACGAAGUGGGAUCUUUUAAAGCAUGCUUUUAAAAUUAGGUCAUUGGAAGAUAACUUAAAGAACAUCAGAUUGUGUAAUGAUUUGACGCGCGAGCAAAGGAGUGAACUGAAGAAUUUGGUGACUGAUGCUAAAGCGAAAGAGGCGGCAUGUCAACAAGGUUUUUUAUACAGAGUAAGGGAAAUGGUUGGAAGGUGGAAGAUCAUAAAGUUCAUGAAGGGGACGGAAAAUUAG